AUGGAUAGCCGGCUCACGUCAGCCAAGUACCCGCUCCUGGGCUGGCUUUGCACGGCAGCCGUCCUGUCGGGGUCCCGGAGCUCCGUGGCUCUCGCGGGGAGGAGCUGCGCCGACACCCGGCAGGUGUACGCGGAGAAGGGCUACAGCACCAGCACCGCACCGGUGACUCAAAUCUCCGGCGAGCACUUGAGGCUCUGUCCUCAGGACUACACCUGCUGCUCCAGUCAGAUGGAGGAAACACUGGCGCUUCAGAGCGAACGGGACUUCCUGAAAUCCGUGGAGGACCAUAGCCAGUUCCUGUUGACCACGUUCACCCAGAGACAGCGGCGGUUUGACGAGUUCUUUAGGGAGCUGAUAGACUUGUCUGAGAAGUCCAUGAACCAGAUGUUCACCAAGACCUACGGACGCCUCUUCACGCAGAACUCGCACGUCUUCCAGGAGCUGUUUGUGGAGCUGCGCAGAUAUUAUUCAGGGGGCAGUGUAAGUCUGACAGAGGUUCUGUCGGACUUUUGGUCCACGCUGGUGGAGCGGGUCUUCACGCUGGUCAACCCUCAAUAUCAGUUUAGCGACGAUUACCUGGAGUGCGUCAGUAAGCACGCCGAACAGCUGCAGCCGUUUGGAGACGUGCCCCGCAAACUGCGCGUACAGGUAUCCAGGGCAUUCAUUGCUGCAAGGGCGCUAUCUCAGGGCUUGGCCCUCGGUCGAGAUAUUGUCAACAAAGCCACAAAGAUGACUCCAGCCUCUGCGUGCGUGCGUGGCCUGAUGCGUCAGUGGUACUGCCCGCUGUGUCGAGGAAUGCCCUCCCUGCGUCCGUGCCGUGCCUUCUGCUUGAACGUGAUGAAAGGCUGCUUAGCCAAUCAGGCUGAUCUGGACACUGAGUGGGACUAUUUCGUUGACGCCCUCUACCAGGUGGCGGAGAAACUGGAGGGGCCGUUCAACAUGGAGCUGGCGGCGGACUCCAUUUCCGUCAAAGUGUCCGAAGCCAUCAUGCACAUGCAAGAAAACAGCGUCAGCAUCUCCACCAAGGUGUUCCAGGGUUGUGGAAACCCUAGACCUGCUCAAGCACGCUCCAAGCGCUCACUCAACGAGUCAGGGGGCAACAGGAGACCUUUCCGCACUUACACUCCCGAGGAAAAACCGACCACGGCUGCAGGCACCAAUCUGGACCGACUAGUUACGGAACUGAAACAGCGCCUUCGGCCCAUGGGGAGCUUCUGGGUGUCCCUCCCACACACCAUCUGCAACGAUGAAAAGAUGGCUGCCGACGUCACUAAUGAGGACCGCUGCUGGAACGGGCAGACCAGGGGGAGAUAUCUGGCGGAGGUGACCGGCGACGGGCUGGCGAGCCAGCUCAACAACCCCGAAGUGGAGGUGGACAUCGGGCGGCCCGACGUGAAGACCAGACAGUUGAUCAUGGAGCUGAGGGUGGCCACCAACAAACUGAGACACGCACAGAGUGGACAGGACAUGGACUUCAUGGACAGUGAGGAAGGCAGCGGUUCAGGGGGCGGCGAUGCCAGCGAGCGCUACAACGACGACUGGCCGGGAUACGGGCCUCAGUCCCCUCCUUUCAGACAGCCCCCUCGUAACCCCUCGUCCAACCCCGCCAAGCCUCCUCGGGUCCGAGAGAGAAACGGGCCCAAGGGCAACCGGAACCACGGCAGAGUCCCUUCUGCAACAAGUCAGCUCACUUCCUCCCGUCUUCUUUUGUUCUUGCCACCUUUGGUGCUCAUUGUGGCUCCCUGGUGGAGAUAG
Molecule: messenger RNA, 1755 nt
Organism: Phycodurus eques (leafy seadragon)
Lineage: Eukaryota; Metazoa; Chordata; Actinopteri; Syngnathiformes; Syngnathidae
Gene: gpc2
Product: glypican 2
Exons: 11
Coding region: 1-1755 (584 amino acids)
Biological process (GO): cell migration; smoothened signaling pathway; regulation of signal transduction
Cellular component (GO): plasma membrane; synapse; cell surface
Source: RefSeq, a predicted model, not a curated record